GCGAGCCAGCGGCCAGGGCGAGCGCUUGCUGGCAACACGAUGCGGUCCCUGCUGCUGUUCACUUUCUCGGCGUGCGUGCUGCUGGCCCGGGCGCUGCUGGCUGGCGGCAGGAGCAGUGGCGCCGGGGACACCGGGCCAGGCAGCAGGCGCCGGGCGAGAGAGGCACUGGCGGCUCAAAAGAUCGAGGUGCUUGUUCUAUUGCCCCGGGACGAUUCGUACUUGUUCUCGCUGGCCCGGGUGAGGCCGGCCAUCGAGUACGCGCUGCGUAGCGUGGAGGGCAAUGGCACCGGGAGGAAGCUGCUGCCGCCGGGCACUCGCUUCCAGGUAGCCUACGAAGACUCGGACUGCGGCAACCGCGCGCUCUUCAGUCUGGUGGACCGCGUGGCGGCUGCGCGUGGCGCCAAGCCGGAUCUCAUCUUGGGGCCCGUGUGCGAGUACGCGGCGGCGCCGGUGGCCCGGCUGGCGUCUCACUGGGACCUGCCGAUGCUGUCCGCAGGAGCGCUGGCCGCCGGUUUCCAGCAGAAGGACACGGAAUACUCGCACCUCACGCGCGUGGCGCCUGCCUACGCCAAGAUGGGAGAGAUGAUGCUCGCUCUGUUCCGCCACCACCACUGGAGCCGCGCAGCCCUGGUCUACAGCGACGACAAACUCGAGAGGAACUGCUAUUUCACCCUCGAGGGGGUCCACGAGGUUUUUCAGGAGGAGGGUUUGCAUACGUCUGCCUACAGUUUCGACGAGACCAAAGACUUGGACCUGGACGACAUAGUGCGCUACAUCCAAGGCAGCGAGCGAGUGGUGAUCAUGUGUGCCAGUGGUGACACCAUUCGGAGAAUCAUGUUGGCGGUUCACAGACACGGAAUGACCAGUGGAGACUAUGCUUUCUUCAACAUUGAACUCUUCAACAGUUCUUCCUACGGAGAUGGCUCGUGGAAGAGAGGAGACAAACACGACUUUGAAGCUAAGCAAGCAUACUCAUCCCUCCAGACAGUCACCCUACUGAGGACCGUGAAACCUGAGUUUGAGAAGUUUUCCAUGGAGGUGAAAAGUUCUGUUGAGAAACAAGGGCUCAAUGAGGAGGAUUACGUGAACAUGUUUGUUGAAGGGUUCCAUGACGCCAUCCUCCUCUACGUUCUGGCUUUACAUGAAGUGCUCAGAGCUGGCUACAGCAAGAAGGAUGGGGGGAAAAUCAUCCAGCAGACUUGGAACAGGACAUUUGAAGGCAUCGCCGGGCAGGUGUCCAUAGACGCCAACGGGGACCGGUACGGGGACUUCUCCGUGGUUGCCAUGACGGACACCGAAGCAGGUACCCAAGAGGUCAUUGGUGAUUACUUUGGAAAAGAAGGCCGGUUCAAAAUGCGAUCGAAUGUCAAAUAUCCUUGGGGCCCUUUGAAAUUGAGAAUAGAUGAGAGCAGAAUCGUGGAGCAUACCAACAGCUCUCCUUGCAAAUCAUCAGGUGGCCUAGAAGAAUCUGCAGUGACAGGAAUCGUUGUGGGGGCCCUGCUAGGUGCUGGUUUGCUAAUGGCCUUCUACUUUUUCAGGAAGAAAUACAGAAUAACCAUUGAGAGGCGGAAUCAGCAAGAGGAAAGCAACAUCGGGAAACAUCGGGAGUUACGGGAAGAUUCCAUCAGAUCACAUUUCUCGGUGGCUUAAAAGAGAUGCCCCUCUCGCGCGUUGUCUACUUGAGAUUCCUUAAAGAGAUAGAUGGAAGGACAGACAUCAAUGGAACAGAAAGGGCGUUCUCGGAGAAGUCAUUCUUUUAAGCAGUAGUCAUUUCAUUUUAAAUUUUCUUUAGAAGCUCAGGAAUGAUUAUUAAUCACUAUCUGCCUUCUGGCCUUUCAUCUCAUGGCAAACUAAUAUAAUGAAAUAACGUAAUCCUGUUAAGUGCUCUGGCUGCUGGAGGGGCGUCAGAGUAGAUUUAUGUCUUGAAAGUCUGCUGCCUCCAUAUCUUGAUUGCUUUGGGGGCAUUUCACACGAGGAUAUAAAAAUGUGGUUUUUCUGAAAUGAAAUGUUUUGUAGCUAGAAUAAAACAAUUUUUACAAGUAGAAUAUUCUUGGAAAGAAUUUAACACCCAAUAAGAGGACAAUGGAAUGAAAGAAAUCUUAAGGCUGGGAAUGCAGUGCCCCCCCCCCUCUGGAACUGGGGGACAGGUUUGUGGUUGAUGAAGGCUGCGUCCAACGUCCACAUUCAGGUCUGACUUCAUAUCUCAAGAAUGGAUACUCCCUGUCUCUUUCAGUGUCUCAUCAAAGCUACUCUGGAAAACUGUAAAUAUUAUUGAGCAAGGAGGAUUUAUAUAAGAAAAUUGAGUCUAAAAUGUUUCUUUUAUGAUGUAAAAAAAAAGCCCUACUUCACACUAACAUUUUAUUUUUAAGUAUUUUAAUCUUAUAUUUUGGUAUUAGAAAUGUGUCUAUUUUUUCAUUUUGAAGAUUAAAUUUCACUUUUAUUUUAAGAGCAUGGAGGAGAUGUGUGACAAAUCUGUGGAGAGGGAGGAAUGGUUCUCUUUUUCUCUGCUGUCCUUUGUCCCUUGGCUGUCUCUAAUGCUAACUGCUAGUGUGGCUGAAGAUGUACAGAAGUCUGUUCAGCUUACAAACUCCGAAGGAAUACAUUGAUGUUAAGCCAUUGUUCAUUUUCAAAUGUUUUAGAUGUAUGUUAUUGGAGGGCUACAUCCUUUCUAACUGUGGUCACAUGAUGCCCUUCAAAACCAGUAGGCUUAAGUAGAGUCUAUAAAGAAAUAUAACUCCUUUCCCUCAAGAAUAAGCAGACAGUGAGAAUCUGACAGCAUGACACAGUGUUGAUACAUUUAAAAAGACUGCACACAAUUUAUCAAAACUUGAGGUGAUGAUUUUAAUUAAAAAAGGGAACGUUGAUAUCUGCUGUGUCCCUUUAACCUCAUAGAGUUUUGCAGCCACCCCAAAUGAUGCAUAGCUUGGACAGUGAGCUAGGAUAGUCAAGGGCAGUGUGGGCAAGACUGAGCCAGCCUUUACUGGGUAUCCUCUUUGUACUCAAUUCUGCGCACAGAGGUUUCAGUUCAGGUUCUGACUUUAUCAUUUGAGGAGAGAACAAGGGUGCCAUCUUGUAAUUUUGCCUUUCUUGGUAACAUUCUGAGCACCAGAAACCCAGUUUAAAGUGUGUGUGUGUGGGAAAUUAAAUAAUUUCUUGGAGGUCAUAUCCAUUCAGGUUAAGUGUGGAGGAAUCGGAGCAAGCUUAGCAAGCUCUGGAAGCUGGCUUCCCAGGGAAGGAGUGGAUCACACCUCAUUCUCUCAGUGGAGUCAAAGUGAAUGGGCUGCAUCUGUGUGGGGUGAACCUUCUUUAAUGCUCAGGAAAUGGGAUGCAAGCCACAGGAUAAAAUGAAUUAGCUCUUGAACAACGGAAGGAGGUAUGUUGUGGUUCUGCCUGUAGGAUACUGAGGGAAAAGUGCUGACUUAAAAAAAAAAAAAAGUAGGCCAGAAAGGCAAACUUCAAAAUGCUAAUCCAGGGGAGGCGAGUUUGUGGAACACAACUCAGGAAGGCAGCAGCUGAUGGUCAGGGACUCACAUAAUGAAGACAGAUGGGCAGACUGCAACCACCCCAGUUCUCAGAGCCGGAGGACUGCUUGUUUCUCUCUUACAUUUUCAAGGAUGUUUUCUCUGUGUUUCAGAGAUACUCAUUUUUUAAUGGUUUUUUUGUUGUUGUUGUUGUUUUUUUUUUUUUUUUUUUGAACCUGUGUGUUAAUUGCAGGAGGGUGUCAGUGGGAAAAGUUCACUACCUGGCUAUAUUCUUUGGGUGUAAAUAUGCCUAAUCCUUUCUUGAAUUUGCAUAGUUCCCCUUGAAUGUCAGCAAAGUUACAACAGUAUUUUUUAUUUCUGCUCCAGCGAGAGGAAUUGUUCCAAGAUUAAUAGCGUAUCCCCAGAUUAGAUGUUAAAGAUGAGAAGGGAACUAGCCUUUAAAAAAUAAACAGGCAGGGUGAAUUGUGAGGUCCCUGGAGUCAUUUCCUACAAUUUUAAAGCAAUUCUAGUAUUAUUAAGGUUGAUUGCUCAUUUACAUGCCUGCUGUAUAGCUUGUCUUUCUUGAAUGUCUUUACGUGGCUAGGCAAGGUGGCCCAUGUCUUCAAUCCCAGCACUUGGGGGGGGGGGGCAGAAGCAGGAGGAUAUCUGUGAGUUUAGGGCCAGG
Mus pahari (shrew mouse) is the source of this 4146-nucleotide messenger RNA. It is a transcript of the gene Npr3, whose product is annotated as natriuretic peptide receptor 3. Gene Ontology annotation, cellular component: membrane. The record is from RefSeq and is a predicted model, not a curated record. Lineage: Eukaryota; Metazoa; Chordata; Mammalia; Rodentia; Muridae. Gene Ontology annotation, molecular function: peptide hormone binding; natriuretic peptide receptor activity. Gene Ontology annotation, biological process: regulation of blood pressure; vasodilation. The transcript is spliced from 8 exons. Bases 40 to 1650 code for a protein of 536 amino acids.